Porites evermanni is the source of this 2042-nucleotide messenger RNA. Lineage: Eukaryota; Metazoa; Cnidaria; Anthozoa; Scleractinia; Poritidae. The record is from the annotation of a GenBank genome assembly.
AUGGUGAUGAUGAAUGGUGGUGUUGCUAACACUCCUGUUGCGCUCUUGUCAAAUCACGUGCAAUCUGCACUAGCAGCAAUGGCGUCCCAUUAUCGCUGCUGUGAUUUUGUUCUCCAGUGUUUAGUGCGAAUGCCUCGCAGACUAGCACAGGCUGUUGGAAUGAAGGUGAGGCAAUAUACAUUUAGUAUUUAUUACUGACUUUAACAACAUAAUAUUGUUUAAGCAAAUGGAUUAAGAAAGCAGGGGUAAUUAAAAAGCGUGUCUUAACAUAUUUCCUUAUGGGGAUCUAAAAGAUAUUUACAAGACAUCGUGUUGAUUCUUUAUUAAUUUUAGUUCUAGCUGGAACAAAAAGCAGCCACAUCAAUUCUCUCCUUCUGAACAUUACACCGUAAUCCUUAUCACAACCCAGCAGUUAAACAUAUUUCUUUAUUUACUGUUACUGGGCAAUGACCGUUAACAAGAGGGUCAGAGUGUAAGAUUUUUUUUUCUCACCUAAGGAAGUGCGUGGGUGGCCUCUCUAACUCUUCAAAGCUUCUCAAUCUUUAUCUGCCUUGCAACUUAAUUUUUUAAUCACCUGGCUUUUUUGUUCUAUUUUUUUUUUCAGGUUUUUUAAGAGCCCUUGAAUAAGUUAGUUGGCUCAACCGAGCCUCCUUUGCUUCUUCUAUCGAACUGUUCGACCCAGAUUCAGCGCAGCCGACUUCAUCAACUGGGAUUUGCUUUACGCAUAAGUCAAUGGGUUGAAAAUUUUCAUGAACAGGUCUCUGGGGAAGACGUUAAUUCAGUCAAGUUCAAGAACAAAAGAGGCCGAUUGCUGUGGUCAAACCUGUACCAUCGUCUACUGAACAGACCAAUCAGCUACUGCUACCUGUAGCAGAGGUUAGUAAGAAAAUAAACAAGGUGUCCAACAGAUCCUCAUUUCAUGAUUCCUCUGACGUUCACUGCCUUUACAACCUGUCCUAUUUGUAUCGUCUCAGUGUUGCAAGCGACUGGUUUGGAAACAAGUACAAAGCGGUACCAUUGGAAAAAUAUAGCCGGGAGUCAAGAUCCAAAUUGCCCAGAAUUUCAAUUUCGGCUAACAAAUACUAUUCUUUCUCGUCCAAGUGAAAGGGAGUUUAUUAUAAAGCACAGGACUGAAGUACUGUUUUUGUUCUUACAACGUCACAGGGUUUUCUACCUGCCCGGCAAAAUGUUAACGAUAUAACAGUUCUCUCCGAAGAAGCAAGCAUUAAAGUUGACGAUGAAGAAGAUGGUGUGUAGAUGUAUUGUCUUUCUUUUUUUUUUCCCCGUGUCUCUCUGUGCAACUGUUCUUUGACUCCUUCGCUAAGGUAAGGGUCACUCGAACCUCCCCGUGUAACAACUACCUGUCGAAAAGGACCACCUUUACAACACAUCAAAAUAUUACAGUUAAGCACUGGAACCUCUCGUAAGCAAUCACAUCUACUCUCUUGACAUGUGAUCUACGUUAACCGUAUGUAUGACACAACUCAGAGUAUACCAGGCACGUUUAAGGAUAACAGGAUACUGCUUGCAUUGUAACUAAGAAAAAACAUGAAAAAAAUCUAGCGGGAGGUUCGAUUGUUUAAUCUAUGCGUGAACACUUUACGUAAACGGAAAACACAGAGUCCGUCAGGAGGGUCUGUCCACGAUGGAGUUAGAAGUUGCUUAUAUUGUGCUGCGCAGUAAUGUUCUUGAGUUAAUAUAACUUUAUACCCAAUGCUCUAAGGUCUUUUACGAGUAUAGAUUAAGAAUUCUGCAAGUCACUCAAUAUCUAAACUCAAACUACUUUGAUUUUUCUAGCUGUAAUUGUGAACGUUGACACGAGUUUGGAACAAUCACCAUCUGUUGCACUUGGCACUGAAAAUGAAGACGAGUGCAGGGCAGUAAUCGAGCAGAUUCGCCGAGAAGAGUUUGGAAUUGGUCUUGAACUUGGAGAAGUGGAAUCCAAACUUAGGGGUGCAAGGGUGGCGCAGUGGUGUGAGCACUCUUCUCCCACCAAUGUGGCCCGGGUUCGAAUCCUGGCGUUGACGCCAUAUGUGGGUUGA